AUGGCUCACGCCGACGACCCUUACGCUCUCAACGCCGACGGCACCGCGGCCGACCCCCUCGCGUUCCAGGCCGCCCUGAGGGCGGAUGCGUCGAAGAUGGCAGAGCUUGAGGCCGACCCAGAGCUACAGGGUGUGCUGCUAGGACCCGACACUGCCGCCAUGCAGGCGCUGCUGCAGCAGGCGUUUCAGGCUCAGAUGGCCAAGGCCAAGGAUAUGGGCCGCUGGAUGGCAGAACGCACCAUCGAUGCCCAGCGUGCCUCUGCGACGGUGCCACGCGACACCGUCCAGCUCUACGCACAGCUGGCGCAGAGCGGGCUGCAGUACGGCCCCGCGUUCCGGCUGCUGCGCAACGUCCACGUCCCCGACACCAACUGA
Monoraphidium neglectum is the source of this 375-nucleotide messenger RNA. RefSeq lists its product as hypothetical. NCBI's taxonomy places the organism in Eukaryota, Viridiplantae, Chlorophyta, Chlorophyceae, Sphaeropleales, Selenastraceae. The transcript is spliced from 3 exons. The record is from RefSeq and is a predicted model, not a curated record. The coding region runs from base 1 to 375 and encodes 124 amino acids.